AUGAAGUUCGUUUUCGGGACUUUUGUAGUUUUUAUUCUCUUGUUUUCAGAAGCAUUAGGUUUACUGUCAUCUUCAUGCAAAAAAUGGUCUCACGCAUGCCUAGCAAAUGUUGAUUGUUGUCCAAAGAUGGGUCAUCGUAUAGUAUGUGCUCCAAGUCUAGAAAUAUGUGGCAAGAAAAUAUGUUGUAUUACUGAAGUUGAAGAACAACAAGAAAAGCAAGCAGCUAUUAUUCGAAAUCGUCCUAAACCAAAACGUAUUUGGAAAAUAUUGCUUGAUGAUGAUGAAGAAAAAUAA
Messenger RNA from Rotaria sordida, 294 nucleotides. Lineage: Eukaryota; Metazoa; Rotifera; Eurotatoria; Philodinida; Philodinidae. The record is from the annotation of a GenBank genome assembly.